Messenger RNA from Punica granatum (pomegranate), 1846 nucleotides. Lineage: Eukaryota; Viridiplantae; Streptophyta; Magnoliopsida; Myrtales; Lythraceae. The record is from RefSeq and is a predicted model, not a curated record.
UAUAGGUUGGGAAAUUCGAAGAUCUACUCACAUAUUACGUAAGUCCCGAACAGGAAAGUAUCAAUAGGCCAAUCGGGUAAACGUACGACUCACAAAGUCUUAACUAAAUGAAAAGGUCCAUUUCCACUUGAUAGUGGGAUAGUUAAGUCUCCCCGGAUUGGUCUCCUGAGAAAACGCAGGACAAGGUUGCUUUUCCUCCUCUUGCUUUUUAUACGAGGUUGCUUCUCCUCCUCCUUUUGUCCAAAAGCCAUGGCAGAAGAAGAGCAAGACACGGCUCCACUCUUGCAGAUCCGACAAUCUGCAGAGCCAUCUGUUCGAAGAACUGGGAAUGUCGGGACAGCUGUGGCACACAUAAUAACUGGGGUGAUAGGGUCAGGGGUGCUAUCUCUUGCAUGGAGCAUGGCUCAGUUGGGGUGGAUUGCUGGUCCAUUAACUAUGGUGGCCUUUGCCUCCAUCACCCUCACCUCCACCUUCCUCCUCUGCAACUCAUACAGGACUCCCAACCCUGAACACGGGCCUCAUCGCAACCGGUCUUACCUUGAAGCCGUCCAUAACAAUUUAGGGGAAAGAAGAGCAUGGAUUUGUGGCAUUUUUGUACAAAUAGGCUUAUAUGGCCUUGGAAUCGCAUAUACAGUGACUUCUGCUAUCAGCAUGAGAGCGAUCCAGAAGUCAAACUGCUACCACAGAGAAGGGCACAAGGCACUGUGUGAAUACGAGGACACUUCGUACAUGCUUCUCUUCGGAGUUCUUCAAAUCGUGUUGUCUCAAGCACCCAAUUUCCACAACAUAAAGUGGCUUUCCUUUGUUGCUGCGGUCAUGUCUUUCACGUAUUCUUUCAUAGGACUCGCUCUUGGGCUCGCCAAAGUAAUUGGGCACGGUUAUGUUCUUGGGACCAUUGGAGGGGUGUCGGCUUCUUCUGCCGUGGAGAAAGCAUGGCUAAUCUCUCAAGCACUCGGAGACAUUGCGUUUGCCUAUCCCUACUCGAUUGUGCUAAUUGAAAUUCAGGACACGCUGAAGUCUCCCCCGCCGGAAAAUGAGACCAUGAAAAAGGCCUCGACGAUUGCACUUUCCAUCACGACCUUCUUCUACCUCUGUUGUGGGGGAUUUGGCUAUGCAGCUUUUGGGGAUGCCACGCCUGGGAACCUCUUGACAGGUUUCGGGUUUUAUGAGCCGUAUUGGCUCAUCGAUUUCGCAAACGCCUGUGUCGUGCUUCAUCUCGUGGGAGGCUAUCAGGUUUAUAGCCAGCCUCUCUUUGCAAAUACCGAAAGAUGGUUCGAAAAGAAGUUCCCCAGAAGUGGAUUUGUCAACAGAAACUACGAGCUGAAGCUUCCGCUGUACUCUCCACCUUUACAAAUAAACUUCCUCCGACUCUGUUUUCGGACUGUUUAUGUCGCAUCGACAACUACUAUUGCCAUGAUAUUCCCUUAUUUCAACCAAGUUAUAGGGGUGCUCGGAGGCCUCAACUUUUGGCCAUUAACAAUAUAUUUUCCGGUCGAGAUGUACUUGAAGCAGAGGAAAGUUGAAGCAUGGACACGAAAGUGGAUCACUCUGCGUAUCUUCAGCGCUGUCUGCUUUUUCAUGGCGAUAUUCGCUUUGACCGGGUCGAUGGAAGGACUCUUAAGUGCCAAAUUAAGUUAGCUUUACAUGGUUCCAGCAUACCUCCUUUUCCAAUUUCUUUUCUCUUCUCGAGCACAAGGAAAUAAUCAUAAAGCUGCCAGAAUCUGGAUACAUUAAACAGCACAAUACGUCUUCUGCUGUGCACCUUAACUCAAUUCUUUCCCUUGUUUUCAUUAUGCUCCAAGUAUUGUCCUUACAACGACGUAGACUGAAUGAUCUGGGUUUUUUA